This is a messenger RNA of Scleropages formosus (Asian bonytongue), 6038 nucleotides long. It is a transcript of the gene slc2a4rg, whose product is annotated as SLC2A4 regulator. Lineage: Eukaryota; Metazoa; Chordata; Actinopteri; Osteoglossiformes; Osteoglossidae. The coding region runs from base 227 to 1816 and encodes 529 amino acids. Gene Ontology annotation, cellular component: nucleus. The transcript has 9 exons. Gene Ontology annotation, biological process: regulation of transcription by RNA polymerase II. Gene Ontology annotation, molecular function: DNA-binding transcription factor activity; RNA polymerase II cis-regulatory region sequence-specific DNA binding. The record is from RefSeq and is a predicted model, not a curated record.
CAUCGAUUCGGAGGAAAAAAGCAAAACAAUCUUCUUUUUCCCCCCGUGCGCCGGCGGCUGUUAGGUUUGUGGGGUGCGAGGAAAACCGCUUGGUUGUGCCGUGCGAUAAGCCGAGCGACUCCAGCUGAAGACAGUCUUGUUAAAUGCAUAUUUUUUCUUGCGAGAUCAGCAGCACUAAACUUUGCAGUACAGCUAAACACACUUUCCUCCUCCUGUGUCUGUGAUCAUGAAUUCCAAACGUCUCGUUGACCGCUCUUUGGUCGGAAUUAGAGUGAGCACCAGCACCGCUACGGGUCAAGCCGGUAACCAGCACACAGGCGACGGCCAGUCUUUCAGCAGAACUGUGGCACCGGUGGACUGCGGGAUCGUACUGGCGUGCAAACACGACCCCACCACGGGCAGCUUCUUAUACACACUAAUGUCGGAAGAAGGCGCUUUGAAAGAGUACCCCAGAGAAGAUGUCCUUCUCAAUGGAAUUAAUGUGACAGCGGGGAAGGAGAAGCUCCUUUUCGAUCAGACCACAGUACUUGGUAACGGCGCAGCAGACCACAGGGAUGCUGGACCGCCCGUAGUCCAGAAGAGAAGCCCCACUCAUCGGCUGAACAUGAAUGGAAGAAAGCUAGAUGACCAAACACACUUGGAGAGCAGGGGCAUGGGGCGGCGAGUGGAGGAGUCCAAGAGGGACCCCCUGGCAGCUAGUGCCGACGGCCCACCCGAGGAAGGAUACCUGCACACCUCUUCUCACAUCCCUGUGCCACGGAACAGGAAGCCAUCGGGUCACGCUGACAAGGAGGUGAUGGCUGCUACGGUGCUGACAUCUUUGUCCACCAGCCCCCUGGUUCUCAACCCCCAAUCUGGGCCACCAGCUGCAGUUCCAGAGCCUGCCAGCAGGGGAUGGAAGGAGUGCCUCUCAGCCAGUUACAGCAGCUCCACCAGUGGCAACUGGAGCUGGGAUGCCAGUGACCAGUCUGUGCCCUCCACACCAUCACCGCCGCUCUCCAAUGACGUCAACAAGGGCUUCCUGCUCUCUUCUCAGGGGGAUGACAACACAGAGGAGACGGAGACCACGCACUUCUUGUUCGAGGACCCCAUCCCCAGGAAACGCAAGAAUUCCAUGAAGGUUAUGUUUAAAUGCUUGUGGAAGAACUGUGAAAAGGUCCUCAGCACUUCCUCAGGGAUCCAGAGACACAUCCGCACUGUCCACCUGGGGCGGAAUGGCGACUCAGACUACAGCGACGGCGAAGAGGACUUCUACUACUCGGAGAUCGAGGUGAACAUGGACACACUGUCGGAGGGGCUGUCCAGCCUCACGCCCACCUCGCCCACCACGGCCACAUCGCCGCCCGUCUUCCCCGCUCCCGAGCCGGCCCACUCGGAGCCGGCCCACAUCACUCAGCGGGGGCCGCUGUGCCCCACCCCACUCAGCCAGUCUGCGCCCUCCACUCUCUGCCACAUUCGCACUGACCACGCCUACCAGGCAACUGCUCCUGUGAGCGUUCCUGUGCCUUCCAAGUUCGUACAGAGCGAGAGUGGGAUCAGUAUUUCCUGGCAGUCCCCACCGGUGCUAUUUAACAGGUUACCGGGCCCUGCAGCUCAGAUCCGGACUGUCAGCAUUGGGGAGAAGCGACAGCCUCUCCAGCAUACUACUGUCACAAAGAGCCACCCCCCAGCUGUCCUCGCCUCCAAGGCCACCACAGGAACCAGGAAGCCACGCGGAGAGGCCAAGAAAUGCCGGAAGGUGUAUGGCAUGGAGAAGAAGGACUUGUGGUGCACAGCCUGCCGCUGGAAGAAGGCCUGUCAGCGCUUCACGGACUGAGCCCCGCUUCGACGCAUAGGCACUUCCUGAGCGACCCCUGACCUCUGACCCCACGAUGCCAUGGGCAGACACAGGCACCUUUCUUCGUGACAAAACUCCAGGGACUCGCCCCUUUGUGUGCCGUACAAUAAGGGGGCCGUGCAAUGGCCCUCUGGCAAAAGAAGUGUACUGGAGGCUUACACUUAAGAAAAAUGAAAAAACAAGAUAAAAAUACACAAAAGUAAAAAUUGGACAAAAAAUGGUAUGUUUGCUUGGGGCAGCAUUGUUUUAUGUGGGUUGAUACUUUAUUGGGAAUGUACUUGCAAAACAAAAACACCUGAUUCAGUUGAUUAGUCUGCUCAUUUUGUAUUUUUCGAUUUUUUUUUUUUUUUUUUUUCUCUUCCCCCCCCUCCCUAUGUUUUCGGUGGAAGACAUUACUGGUCGAAGAUUUCAGAUAAGCUCUUUGUGGACUCAGUUUUUAGCAAGUCCUUCUAUCCUGGUCAAAAGAUUAAGCUAUAUUUGUCACUGAACUGUCAGUGUUUCUUUUUUUAUAUCUUUAGACUGACCCCUUGAACGUCUUCUAAAAUCGGAGGGUCAUUUCAGCAUUUGAUUUAUCUCUCUCCAUUUAAAGCUGUUGGUAUGUGCGCUCAGCUGUCUUAUUCAGAUUUUCAGUGCCGCAGUAGCCAGAGGAUGACUCAAUAAGCUAGAGUGCUUCUUGACUGCCACAAUUAAACGGCAAAAAUUGUUGCAGCCAGUAGUCACCCAUGACCCUCCUGUGAAGCGAACAGCACAGACAACGCAGAAGAGCUUGUUGUUGCAUUGUGUAGCCAAGUGUUUAGUGUGACACCUGCAUCUUUGCUGGCAUCAAGGGCAGCGUUUUAUGGUACAUGCACUGUAUGCUUCUGAGUAUAUCUGACGAGCUGAUUGUCCAGUGUGGCUGUUGUUGCUCUGAAUGGGUAAAUCCAUCUGAAAUCAAAACUGUGUAGCCCCCUCAGCAGCAUUAUGCUGAUGAAUAUGUUUUAUAUGAAUAUAUAUGUUGCACAAAAGUUUUACUACAAACUGACAAAACUUCACUUGGCUUUUAAAUGCCAAGCACUGUAAUUUGAACAUUCCACCAGUGCAGAAACACUGUAAAUCUCUAAAAGCUCGUAACAAACUAUCUAGUUUUUACAAAAUGAUUUUCAGUCCCAAGAAAACAAAUCCCCAGCAUUGUGAAACUACUGGUCUUGUUGCUAAGUUGGAGCUGGAGGAGAUGCGCUGAGGGAAUCAUGGGUGAAAACAAAAUGAAGACGCAAUAACAGAACAGCUAUUUUUUGUAAUCCCAGUAUGUUCACCUCUGUUAAUUUGGUUCGUUGCUCAAUUUUCGCUUCUGUAGGCCUUGAGCGAAGUGCCACGUCUGUGUUCGGGUUCUAGUGUGAGAUUAAGGGCACUUGGACAACCAACAGUUCACCAGGGCAGUGUCGCUGCUCCAUGUCUACACCCAGUGUGUGACUUGAGCACACGCUUCCCAGUGAAUUUAACAGUGAAGCAUGUAGACAGGUUAUUAGGGAGACUAGAGAUGUGCACACUGAUCACCAGCUAUGGUUCUCUUUCAGUCUCUUUUAGCGUGAAAUACUGUGUACCAACAGUUUUAAAUGCCAGAGAUGGAAUCUCUAAGUCUGUUCUUUGCUUUUUUGUUUUUCCAGGUAAGUGCCCUUUUAGCACCCAGAUUUAGUUCAUUUCCUGAACUGCUUUGUAAAGAAUUGCUAUUACAAUCGUCACUCAGCUGCACUUCUACCAAAGGAGAACAAUCAGAACCUUUUCAUUCGCUUUAAACCUGAAUUGCAGUGAAUAUUUUACAUUCCGCCCAGGAAUAUAAGAAUUAAGCUCUUACCUGGAAGCUGAACUCGGAUGUUUAAACUUUUGCUUUUUUUUGGGAAGCAAAUAAUGCAUUUAGAGCAACGCUUUCAACUCUCUCUGCUCAAGGAUAAAUGCAUUCUCGACUUUUUUGUACCACCAAAUAAAGUUCAGCUCUGAGACCCCAAAACUAUUUUACAUAAAAUUAUAUAUUUCUUCUUUUCUAUACCUCUAUCUAGAGUUGCACCUUUUUGUAUUUUACAUUGAUUUCUACAUAUUAUUGCAAGUCAGUUUUUUAAAUCUGCAGUGUAUCUACAGAAGUAGGUUUUUAUCUGUACACACCUGCAGGUUGUCGAUACCUUUGACAGUUAAGAUGAUGCUGCGUAGAAUUAAAAAAAACAACAAAAAAAAAAAAAAACAAAAAUGAAAUCUUAGCAUUUCAUUAAAAUUUAACUUUGAAAUACUUCGGUAAAUUGUUUCGUUCAGAUGUAAAGCCAAGUAAUAGACUGCUGUAUUUUUGAUAAUCUGGUAUUUUUGUAACAAUAUGCAGACGCAGUAUUAUGAUUGUACAUGGCUCUCUUUUCUUGCAAGUGUUACUGUAGGAUGUUUUAAACCUAUGUUUAUGGGGUUAUUUCUUUGUCCUUGUAGAAUUGCUGUCAGAAUGGAGAUUUAUCUUUUGUAGAGUACUGGGAUGCCAUCAUUUUCUGACUGGAAUUGGAAACUAUUGUUUGUGGUACCAUUAAAGGGUCUAUCCCUUCCUCCCCAGAGGCACUGUAACACACAUUUAUAUGGCUAAAAAACUAUUUUUAGAGUAUAUAGCUUUUUAAAAAUCUAUGCAUUAUUUUCAAAGGGAUUAUUUGCUUCCCAUAAACAUUACUUGGACUGAUAUUUGACUCAGAACAGCUUGACGGUGUAAAAAUGUGGAAAUCCCAGUCAGCUGUUUUAUCUUUGCCUCUUGAUGUACUUUUUUUUUUUUUUCGUAACUCACGUUUGUUCUGGGGUCAUCUGUAGUCGCAGCUUCUCAUAUGGAUUAACCGUUGUUUUAUAACUCAGUUAUUCACUUGUACUUAUUCACAAUAUUACACAUUGCAAUUUGUAGAACUGUAUUGCUGCCUCUCCUGUCUCCCCCGGAGUAGCAGCUCUGGUGGCUGUGAUGGUGCUGAUGGGAACAUUCCAUACUGCCCCCUCGCCCCCCACUCCACUUCCAACUGGACCGAGACUGCCGGUCCCUUUCAUGUGAACCCAGACCAUGUGCCCCCAAGCUCCGUCUCCUUCUCAACACUGGACCGAUGCCGUGUCUCUCUGAUGGCCGUCUGAGACAGUUAUCAGACCCAAUGACCUCCAGCGAUGCCUCUGCGGUCCAUCUUUUGCCUGGCACAGGGUAGGAUGUGGCUAGGCGGUCCUGGUGCUGUUUCCGCCCCCGCACUAGGCUGCUGUCCAGCAGCUGGGGAGGGGGGGCGGGCCUUGUGCGCAGCUCCCAUGCGGCUGGUGAGGUCUCUGCUCUCAGGCCACAGCACUUGCUCUCAUCCAGUUUAAAAAAGCGUGUUAGUGUCAAAUCGUUGUCGGAAACUUCACCAAGUGCCAAUGGGAAGAGCAAAAAAGUAUCUAAUUGAAUUGCACUAACUUGUACUGCACAAAGACAUUUUGUAUGUGGAGUUUUUAUAUACAGCAUUUGAAAUUUGAAAGAAAAUUAGCUUUGGUCGUCACUGCCUUUUUCAGAGCUGGGUUCAGGACCGUAGUAUUUCUUGAUGGGGUCUCGUGCUGUAAGCUGUUAGGGCAGUAAACUGGGUUAGAAUGAAUGCUGUUUAAUAUAGAGAAUUUGUUUAUGUAGGAUGCUAGAUGUAAUACAUGGUGUUGGUGAGUAAAAGGUUAAAUGCCACCAGAACUGUGCUUUCUUUAGUAGGCAUAACUUCUUUCAACAGUUCCCGUGUCUUAAGGAAUAUUGUUUCUCCCUUUUAAGAGGUUUUGAGGAGUGUUGUAGUGUUGCAUAACAUUUUGGAUCUUUUCCUGUUUGAUUGACAGCAGCCCAGCCCCACUUCACAAAACGAGAGAGUGUAGUGUUGCCGGUCUUCGGCCUUAUUUUUGCACUAAACUUGCUUUUCAGGGCUCGGUCUUAAUACAGAUUAGAUAUUGAAACCAUCAGAAUAGUCAAAAAUCAAAGUGAGCUACAUUAGUAUUUCUUGUAACACUUUCAGCAUGUGGAGUUUGCGGGAAAUACUUAGGGGAAGGGCAAACUGGUUCAUGUGAAGAUCCAUCCUGAAGAAAGGAUUUGGUGUAUAGAUAACUCUGCACUCAAUGUAGAGGCAGUGACGAUUCACUAUUGAAAUAUAUUUUUGAGGUUUUCGUUUAGAUGUAUAAGGUAAAGAAAAUGAUACUUUUUGUCAUGUUUUUUUUUUUUUUUUUUUUU